Molecule: messenger RNA, 1239 nt
Organism: Staurois parvus
Lineage: Eukaryota; Metazoa; Chordata; Amphibia; Anura; Ranidae
Source: the annotation of a GenBank genome assembly
AUGGAGCCGGCUGUGCUGAGACAUUUGCUGUCCUCGGUAAUUCUGGGCUCUGUGAUCCAUGGCUCCGGAGUGAGCGCACUGAACAAUGGCCUGGCCCUCACCCCUCCGAUGGGCUGGCUACACUGGCAGAGGUUCCUGUGUCAGACUGACUGCAAAAACUAUCCGUCUUCUUGUAUCAAUGAACAGCUCUUCAUGCAGAUGGCGGACAUCAUGGUGUCCAAUGGAUGGCUGAAAGCAGGAUAUAAAUAUGUGUGCAUUGAUGACUGCUGGCUGGCUCCAAACAGAGACAAGAACAACAGGCUACAGGCUGACCCGGACCGAUUCCCAGGAGGCAUCAAGAAACUCGCUGAUUAUAUGCAUGACCGCGGCCUACUGUUUGGAAUAUAUCAAGACGUGGGCAACAAAACCUGCGCCGGAUUUCCAGGAAGUCGAGAUUUUUAUGAGUUGGAUGCACAAACGUUUGCAGACUGGGGGGUGGACCUACUGAAAUUUGAUGGAUGUAAUUAUGGAACUCUGGAGGAUCUGGAAGAAGGGUACCGUCGUAUGGCGAUUGCGUUAAACCGUACCGGGAGAGAUAUUGUAUAUUCCUGUGAAUGGCCGCUGUAUGCUCGUCAAGAAGCACAUGUUAACUAUACGGAAGUUGCUGAAUACUGCAACUCAUGGAGAAAUUUUGGUGAUAUUGAUGACUCAUGGGCAAGUGUGAAGAUGAUCUUGGAUUUUACCGCCACUCUCCAAGAACAGCUGGUUCCUGCAGCGGGUCCAGGAGCUUGGAACGAUCCAGACAUGCUUGUUAUAGGUAACUUUGGAUUGAGUUGGGAUCAGCAAGUUACACAAAUGGCUCUUUGGGCAAUCAUGGCUGCACCUUUAUUAAUGUCCAAUGACUUGCGGGCAAUAAGCCCAGAGUCUACAGCUCUCCUUCAGAACCAAGAGGUCAUAGCCAUCAAUCAAGAUCCUCUAGGAAUACAAGGAUACAGGUUACUUAAGGUUAAUAAUUUUGAUCUGUGGGAGAAACCCCUGGCGAGUGGAUCUUUGGCCAUCUCGGUAACAAAUCGUGAAGAAAUAGGCGGUCCUCGUUAUUUUCUGUUGGUACGAGCCAUUCUCUGGGAUGGACUAUCUUGUGACGCUUGCUACGUCACGCAGUUGCUUCCAAAGCGCUAUGAAUAUGGAUAUUAUAAUUCCUCUCAAGUCUUGAAAGUGCCGGUGAAUCCAUCGGGAACCGUGCUGCUGAGGCUGGAGUAA